Messenger RNA from Coregonus sp. 'balchen', 1431 nucleotides. NCBI's taxonomy places the organism in Eukaryota, Metazoa, Chordata, Actinopteri, Salmoniformes, Salmonidae. The record is from the annotation of a GenBank genome assembly.
AUGGAAGCCUCCAGAAGCCAGGGACUCGAAAGGGCUGCCGAAGCCCAAAGUGAGAGCCCCAAGAUGGGGGAGGGAGUGCAGCAGGCAGGCUCUCUGAGGGUAAGGGUGGAGGGGAGUGUUUUAACUGUGGACCGGGCUUUGCUGGAGCAGUGCAGUGAGUACUUCCGUGCCCUCUUCCGGUCUGGCAUGAGGGAGAGCCAGGAGGAUGAGCUGCAUCUAAAAGGAGGAGUGCAUGCACGGGGUUUCCUGAUUGCUUUGGCCGUGUCCAGGGGUGAGAAACUUUCUUUACAGGACCCGGAUGAACUCAUAGAGGCUGUGGAAUGUGCUGCCUUUCUCCAGGUGGCAUCACUGUCCCAGCAUCUUUGCGAUAUCAUUGACUCGGACAACUGCCUCCUGCUCUACCACGCGGCGGCCAUCUUUGGUCUACCCAACCUGUUCCACAGUGCUGCCCUGUUCCUCUGCGAUGCCUAUAGUGACCUGAAGGGGGCGGCGACAAGCACUCUACCUGAGGAGUUGGUACGGUAUGCAGAGUCUUUGUCGCCGGCAUCUUUCGUCGCUUUGGGAACCCACUCACCCUCUAUGGAGCAGCUGAAGGACUCCUUCAGGACCGUGUGUUACCUGGACGAGGCGGAGGGAGAGUGGAGGCACUUGACAGACCUCCCCACUCACGCCAGCACCUCCAUGGCGGGCGUCGCCGUCCUGGACAACCGGCUGUACGUGGUGGGGGGUAUUUAUGGCUAUGGUAAAGGCACGGUGGACGGCGGCUUCUGCUACGACCCAGGGAUGAGCACGUGGAGCGUGCUUCCUGGACCCCAACAGCCCCGCGCUGACUUCACCCUUCUGGGGCACGAGGGGAAGUUGUACGCUAUCGGCGGCGAGCACCAGAAAAGGACCAUGUCCUCCGCCGAGGCUUAUGAUGUAGCCACAGGAGAAUGGGCAUUUGUACAGUCCGCACCACGGCCUGUGGCAGCUGUGGCAUGCGCCAUUGCCCGAAGGCGGAUGUUUGUGUGUUUCUGGAGGCCGCCAGACAGCACGGAUAUCUACGAGUACAUCCCGGCGAAAGACGAGUGGAUGUUAGCCACCACGAUGAUAAGGCCGCAGAGCUACGGCCACUGUAUGGUGGCCCACAGGGACAAUUUGUAUGUGAUGCGCAAUGGGCCCUCGGACGACUUCCUACGCUGCCUCAUGGACCGUUACAACAUCACCACAGGACAGUGGACCGCCAUACCAGGAAGUUACAUCAACACCAAGGGAGCGCUGUUUACCGCCAUGGUCAGGGGAGACUCUGUGUUCACGGUCAAACACAUGCUAACUCUGGAGUAUACCAUUACUGGGGACACAUGGAAACCCCGUAGGGAGACGAAGAAAGGCUUUCCCAAGAGUGGCUCACUAUGGACAUGUUUACUGAGGCUUCCCAAGACUGGCCUGUAA